GAGGAGUUGGGGAUGUGGCUGAACUCGAUACAGUUUAUGAUUUUCCCCAGCGACCUGAUUCGGGUUUGCUCGGUGCCUGGACAGCAAACUGGAGGCUCAGCCGCUCUCUUGCGUUACUUGUGCGGGGGAUUAGGAAGUGAUUUUCUACAAUGAUGACUAAAGGUCUUAGCGUAGCCGUUGUGGAAAAUAAAAGCAGUGGACUGCCAAAUAGAAAUGGUCUAUAUUCUCCGAUGCGGAGUGCUGCAGUAGCUAAGGACCUGCAUCAGCGGUACAAGGAUCUACUUGAACCUCUAAGUCUGUUCACAUCCAAACCUAAAGAUACAGACUUACCAGUAUUGCAUCAGGAGCGUCCAGUAACCCCUAUUGAUGAGAAUGUGAAGUUGGCCCCAUCGUCCCUCGCUGAUCUUUAUCAAUUGAUUCAGAGAAGAAUUGCUGCAAAAUCAGAGGUUAAAACUGUUUCUGUAGAAACCCAGCAAGAACUGGGAGGAAUCAUUCUAUCAGAUGUAAAGUUCCUCUGGAAGGAAUUUGAGCUCUAUUCUCAUGACGGUACUUUGACAAAAAUGGAAAACCAAGAGCUGAGCCGACGAAUGACUACACACAUCAUUACAGUGUGUGAACAGCUAUUCCUUCACUAUCUUCGAAUGGUGAACGUAGUGAGACAGCAUUCUGUUUUCACUGAUGAGGCCAACCUGACUAGAUUAAAGGUCCAACUUGCUCAUGAUUGCACUAAGUUCUUGAAUAUGCGAGCUAUAAAACAUCAAGUUUCUAAAGAAAUCAAGGCCCUGCGCAAAUCAGGAGAAACUGAUGACAACAUUUCUGAACAAGAAAAUGCAGGCAAAUAUAAACCUAUGAUCAGCAAAUCAACAUCUCCUGAGGCUCCUUUUACCUUCAAGUACCUCUUCAACCUUAGCCGACCCAAGAGACCACCAAAACCAAAGAAGCAAACAAUAGAAGGUGACCUUAAAGAGAUCAACGACAGUAUUCCACAGCUGGAUCUAAUGCAGCUUUAUAAUGUGAUACUUCAUGAAGCUGAAUCAUCUGGCGAUCACAAACCAAUGGAGAUUGUUGCAGUACGAAAUCUUAAUCUUCAAGAACAACAAAAUAAAGAAGUUUACGUAACCAAAAAAAUGCAGCUAGAACAUCAAGUAAACGUAAAGAAUUGGAAAUUAAGUCAAACUACAAAAACUGGUUUAUCAGAACAGCAAAAUAGCUAUUCCUUUAGCUCAACCUCCCACAGCAAUUUGUUGCUUGGUUUCUGCAAAAAGACAAGAAAUGAAGGAAAUGACCCUUUGUCCAUUGCUGAUGAUCUGCAGAACUUGUUGCAAAUUUCUACAGUUGGUCAAGGGGUUGCAGCUGAUCCAGAAACAACUCUUCCUCCUCUGAUUGAAGCAAUCACGUAUGAUAGGAGUAAUGAAAUUAAAAAGCAUAAGCAACAGAAAAUGCUAAAGGAACUUGAGGAAGAAGAGGAAAAAGAACUAAAGCAGAGAGUUCAACCAAAGGGGCCAAAACACGUACAGCCAACUAUUGUCAACAUCAGAUUGUCCCAAAAGAUGAUGGCACAAACAGCAGAUGUUCGUGUGUCAGACAGACAAUUUACUGACUCAGUCUGUCUUGAGAUAUAUCCAGCUAUAUAUGAUCACCAACAUGAAGAGUUUGACCAGGAAAUGGUAAAAACAAUGGACAAAAACUUAUAUUUUGGAGAAGAGCUUCAAGAGAUUUAUCAGGACCUUUUGAAAAUGAUCCCAAACGAUCACCUGUUAUUUGAUGAGGAUCCUGUAAUAGUCCCUCCAGCAGUAGAUGUGGAUCUUGCUGGAUGUUUUCCAUCUGACACUUUAACUGGGAGGGUGAAGGAGCGUGUUAUUAACCCUGAGCUGAAGUUAUUGGAUUCAGAUUACGGGACCAAGAGGUAUUUAUUAAUAAAGAAAGAAAUUGAAAAAAGAGAAGUUAAAUCUGAAAAUCAAUUCCAAAAAGUUGUUCCACAGCAGGAUUUAAAUAUAAAUUUAAAUGAUUACCUAACAUACGUCCUUACACAGGGGUCUGACUACUUGGCAGUUCUCUAUCAUUUCUACGAGAAUGAGGAUGAGAAAGAUGAGGAAAGAAGAGCACUUUUUGCUCGAGAAUUGGAAUUGAAACGAGAAGAAGAAAUGGAACUUUCAGAAAUUCGCUUAGUAAAAGAAGAAUUUGUCACUGGGACAUGGAAUAUAAAUACUAUAAUGCUUGGAGGUUUAGGAAAAGAACCUCUUCCAAAAGCUGCUAAGGUAAGAUUACCGGCAAACAGGUAAGGAAAUAAUAUUUUAGAAUUGUUGAGUAAUGCAGCAUGGAGUUGGAUCACAUUGCCCAACUUAUCCAUCUCAACAAAGGUGCCCAUCUAAGCCUUUCCAAUUUGCCCACGUUUGUCUCAUUUCCUUCUAAAUGUUUCCUAUCCAUGUAGCUGUCCAAAUGUCAUUUAAAUGUUAUUAUAUCUGCCUGAUCUACAUCCUCUAG
Molecule: messenger RNA, 2484 nt
Organism: Mobula hypostoma (lesser devil ray)
Lineage: Eukaryota; Metazoa; Chordata; Chondrichthyes; Myliobatiformes; Myliobatidae
Gene: ccdc87
Product: coiled-coil domain containing 87
Exons: 16
Coding region: 150-2282 (710 amino acids)
Source: RefSeq, a predicted model, not a curated record